Molecule: messenger RNA, 1902 nt
Organism: Cheilinus undulatus (humphead wrasse)
Lineage: Eukaryota; Metazoa; Chordata; Actinopteri; Labriformes; Labridae
Gene: mpzl2b
Product: myelin protein zero-like 2b
Exons: 5
Coding region: 78-905 (275 amino acids)
Biological process (GO): cell-cell adhesion
Cellular component (GO): membrane
Source: RefSeq, a predicted model, not a curated record
CUUUACGUUCAUGAGUCCGGACGUGCAUGAGGGGAUUUUAACAGAGAAAUAACCCGGCCGGAGUUGAGGCAGUUCAAAUGUUUUAUCCUCCCAUGUCUCGGGUAUGGUUUCUUCUUCUCCUGGGAGGACUUCUGCCAGGGGUGCUACAUGUGAGUGGAAUAGAUAUUUACACUCCAAAAGAAGUGGAGGCUGUCAACGGGACGAAUGUAAAGUUGAAGUGCACCUUUACCUCCAGUCAUGCAGUGUCACUUCGGACUGUGUCAGUGUCCUGGAACUUCAAACCUUUAAACCAAGGACCCGAUGAGUCGGUGUUUUACUACCAAGAGGCGCCAUACCCUCCCGAGCAUGGACGUUUUAAAGGCCAUGCAGUGUGGUCAGGAGAUAUUUUGAGACGGGAUGCCUCCAUCACCCUACAUGAGGUGCCUCCAACCUUUAAUGGCACCUUCACCUGCCAGGUGCGGAAUCCUCCAGAUGUGCACGGCAGUAAUGGAGAGAUCGUCCUUAGAGUCGUCAACAAAGCCUCCCUCUCUGAGAUCGGCAUCCUGGCAGCAGCAGUUGGAGGAGCCUGUGCUUUUAUUCUGAUCAUCCUCGCUAUUUUUGUGGCGGUGAGGAUUUGCAAACGAAAGCACAUGCAGAAUGACAUCGAGCUACACCCACGGGAGCAAGAGUGGAGGGACCCGACCGUGUGUUCACCUGAAGAGGCCAUUCAUCUGACAGUCCCAAAGAAAGAGAAAGAAGCUGAGAGUUCUGAUGAUGAAGAGUCUGAACCCAGCAGUGGAGACGAUGAGGAAGAAGAGGGCCUCGAAGAAGACGAUGACGAUGACGAUGAUGACGACGAUGACGAUGAUGACGACGACGAUGAUGGUGGUGAUGAGGGUGGCGGUAUAUUGGACGCACUAGAUUGAUUAGUUUCCUCCCCGUUACAGUCUUAGGGCUUUGCUAUUCAUCAACCCUUAAAGUUAUUUAUUGGAGUGUUUCAGUGUUCAGUGCAUUAUGGCCACUGAAAAAUCUGAGAACCGGCACUAAUAAUGAUUCACAAUUAGUAUUGAUCUCACAACAUGAUAGACAGUUUCAGAAAGUCAUCCAAAUCAAUGCAGCAGGACCAGUGUCAUCUUUUUUAUUAAAUGCAUAUUUAUUUGUCAAAAACUGCCGCCUACUUUUCCUAGAAUGCAACUUGGCAGGCAAAAGUUUGUUUAGAAGUCUUGACAUAUGAUGCAAAAAGAUUUGGUGCAAGCAGCAGAGUUCUGCCAUGUAAGCUAACGUCUUUAACUUAAGAUUUUCUCCGCUUAUUUGUGAACUUGUAGUCUUUCAGCUCAAACUGAUGCAGACACAAGUUUUGUCACUUUGAGGCAAUAUGUCUGACUUUACAACACUGCAUCUGGACCUUUAAGAGUAUUUGUAUUACUUCUUCCCCUUUUAUUUUUGUUUUUGUCAUUUUUAACAGAAUUAUGUGUGUCUAGCUGUUUCUUUAUGCUGAUUUGACUAGAUUUCCAUUCAGUAACUGUUGGAAAUAUGUUGCCUUAGAACAACAAUGGAGAAACACAUUAAUUUCGCAUUGAAUAAAAGUAUAAUAGAUUGAUUUUAAAGAGAGAAGCCAGUUUGCUUGGCUACUUUGUUACUGCUAGAUUAAAUCAAAUGUCUUGUUCAAUUUCAAAUUUAACAGCUAUAGAAAAUUUUUGUUUUGAUGGGUUUUUUAUAUAAUAACAGCUUUAAACUGUGUCAUAGUGUUUAACUUCAAGAAAAUCGACCAUGGCUUUUUUAGUGAUAAAGCCUGGUGUUUACUACAUACUAUGGCAAUAUUGCACAAAUGAUUUUGUAAAUAGUGUAAAAUAAACAGAAUUUAACACUUUUUUAAACUCUUGAAAUGUUGUCUAAUAUAUAUCUACUGAACAAUUGUUGAAU